Ophidiomyces ophidiicola is the source of this 1044-nucleotide messenger RNA. It is a transcript of the gene PKP2, whose product is annotated as putative protein kinase. NCBI's taxonomy places the organism in Eukaryota, Fungi, Ascomycota, Eurotiomycetes, Onygenales, Onygenaceae. Gene Ontology annotation, biological process: regulation of glucose metabolic process; protein phosphorylation. The transcript is spliced from 2 exons. The coding region runs from base 1 to 1044 and encodes 347 amino acids. Gene Ontology annotation, molecular function: pyruvate dehydrogenase (acetyl-transferring) kinase activity. The record is from RefSeq and is a predicted model, not a curated record. Gene Ontology annotation, cellular component: mitochondrion.
AUGAACCCACACCUCUCUCAUGUCUACGAGCUAUAUUACAGGGCCUUCGAACGGUUCCGCUGCCUUCCCGAGAUUAGAACGCUGGAGGACAACGCCCGCUAUUGCGACAUGCUCCGGAAGACGCUCAAGGAACACCUGACUGUCAUCCCUAAUCUCGCCAUGGGAGUCAUAGAAUGUCAAGACCUGGUGAAACCUGACCACAUGGAUCGGUUUAUGAAUACUAUGCUACGUGCAGAGCAGCGCAUAUCAAGACGAGUCAUUGCCGAACAGCACCUCGCUCUUACAGACACCUUCAAUACGCCUUGGCAUUUUCCAGAGUCUACAUCACGCACUGAUCUGAAUGCUGACUUUGUUGGCGAGGUGUUCCUGAAAUGCAAUGCAAAAGAUGUGGUUGAACGAUGCGGGAAACUCACCCAGGAUCUGUUACGGCCUUCCCUAGAAUCCGGCCAAAAAGUGCCCGAGAUCAGAGUACAGGGUCAUCUAGGGGCAACUUUUCCAUAUAUACAGGGCCAUCUUGAAUACAUUAUUGGCGAGAUACUACGGAAUUCGAUACAAGCAGUUACUGAGAAAUACGGUAACUCCACUGUCGACCCGCCUCCGAUUGAUGUCUUGAUCUGCGAGGCACCUCAACACGUCAUCAUCCGCGUUUCUGACCAAGGUGGGGGAAUUCCGCGGGACAUCCUCCCGUAUCUGUGGUCAUUUUGCAAAGGACCUCGAACGGAGACGCGCCUUCACAAUCUUGGCUUAGUUCCCACCCUGGCCGCGACGAUGCAAGAGCUUAAAGCGCAACCUGGCGAAAAAAAUAGAGGCUCUAAUAAAUCCAAGUCCUACCAUGAAAGCUCUCUCGCGCCGCUUAGCUCACGACCGCCCAAUUUGCGCCUUGGUAUGGGUUUACCGAUGAGUCGAGUGUAUGCGGAAUACUGGGCAGGAAGUUUAGAAGUCCAUAGUCUUGAAGGCUACGGCGUUGACGCAUUUUUGCAAAUUUCAAAGUUGGGCAAUAAGAACGAGCAAGUCACUACGAGAGCAUCCAUAGACGCCGUUUGA